Molecule: messenger RNA, 2109 nt
Organism: Histoplasma capsulatum G186AR
Lineage: Eukaryota; Fungi; Ascomycota; Eurotiomycetes; Onygenales; Ajellomycetaceae
Product: mitochondrial sodium/hydrogen exchanger
Exons: 5
Coding region: 1-2109 (702 amino acids)
Biological process (GO): proton transmembrane transport; vacuolar acidification; sodium ion transport
Cellular component (GO): late endosome; early endosome; fungal-type vacuole membrane
Molecular function (GO): sodium:proton antiporter activity
Source: RefSeq, a predicted model, not a curated record
AUGGCGGAAUUUGUGAGAGAGGUGCUGGUUGAUGUUUUGCGGAAGAGAGCGGAGGAUGAUAGUGACCCUGACGGAAUGGUGGUUGGCUUGAUCAUUCGAUUAACCCCGGGAACCAUAAUACAAUCUUCAGUUUCAUUCAAUUAUCAAUUUUUCUUCAAUCUUCUUCUUCCUCCAAUUAUUUUGGCAUCUGGUUAUGAGUUACAUCAGGCAAAUUUCUUCCGAAAUAUCGGAACGAUCCUCACAUUUGCUUUUGUGGGCACAUUUAUUUCCGCGCUGGUCUUGGGUCUCAUUUUAUACUUGUGGUCCGUGAUUCCCCUGGACGGAUUAUCGAUAUCGUUUGUCGAAGCGUUUUCAGUCGGAGCUACGCUCUCGGCAACGGACCCCGUCACUAUUCUCGCUAUCUUCAAUGUAUACAAGGUCGAACCUAAGCUUUAUACUGUGAUCUUCGGGGAGUCGAUUUUGAACGAUGCGAUUGCUAUCGUGCUUUUUGAAACGGCGCAGAGAUAUAAGCCCGGCAAUGCUGCGGGAUCGCUGACGCUGCUUAGUUUAUUUGAGGCAGUUGGUGUAUUCUUGCUCGUGUUUUUUGGAAGCUUGGUGAUCGGGGUGGCUGUUGGUAUAUUGACCGCCUUGGGUUUGAAAUACACCCAUGUGCGGAGAGAACCUAAGAUCGAGAGCUGUCUCAUCGUCUUAAUUGCUUAUGCCAGUUACUUCUUCUCGACGGGAGUUCAUUUGUCCGGGAUCGUGUCGUUGCUAUUCUGUGGCAUCACAUUGAAGCAUUACGCGUACUAUAACAUGUCGCGUAGGACGCAACUCACAACGAAAUAUCUUUUUCAAGUGCUGGCACAAUUAUCGGAGAAUUUCAUUUUUAUCUACCUCGGUCUGGACUUGUUCACGGAACCUAAUUUAGAGUUCAAACCGCUUUUCAUCAUGAUAGCAGUGGUUGGGAUUUGUGUUGCUAGAUACAUGUCCGUCUUCCCCCUUUCAAAGGCAAUCAACUGGUUCAUUAGAUAUAGAGCUAGGCGUCGUGGAAGGGAGGUUGCCGACGAACUUCCUUUUGCCUACCAAGGCAUGCUUUUCUGGGCUGGUCUUCGUGGUGCAGUCGGUGUGGCUCUCGCAGCCGGCCUUGAGGGACCUAAUGCCCCAGCGCUGCGAGCAACAAUUCUCGUUGUCGUCGUCCUGACAGUUAUAAUAUUUGGCGGGACAACAGCACGAAUGCUUGAGAUUCUCGAAAUCCGCACCGGCGUCGUCGAGGAAAUUGACUCCGAUGAUGAAUUUGAUAUUGAGAUCACUGCUGGAGGAACGUACUACAAACACGAUGGAACUGGCGUUGGCCACAUCCCAAGGCGCAACGGACACACCGUGCCCCUGGACACUAUGAACCUAGACCGUGAAGAUGUCGCAGAAGGCUACUCGAGCGGCAACAACGGCCGCAUUGCACCACAGCGGACCCAAGGAUCCAUCGCUGCCAGGAAAAACGCAGUGUACGGCCCUAGCCGUCACGAGCGGUCGCGUGACCAUGCAUCUACACAGAAUCUACUUGCAAGUCACGCCGGGAGUAAAGACGGGAGUCCCAGCAGCAGCAGUGCUGAUGAUGGAGACGUGGGGGGAUUUUCAUCAUUGAACAGAAACCCUGCCUUCUCAAAGCGUCCCGCGACGCGUACCGUCAGCGGCGGCACGCAGGAGAACGACGCGGAUAUCGAUGACUUCGAGUUAGACCUUGACGCGUUCUCGGAUGAUGAUCUUCCUCCCGCUGCCCCAGGCAGCGGCAGCAGGGUACAGGCAUCAGGGGAGCCGGUAUCUUCAGUGAAUACGCAAACUGCGACAUCCGCCCAGCAACGUGUCUCCCCUUCACGUGCCACUACUCUUGGUGUCGCUGGAGGUGAUGGGAUGGGUUCGGGUGCUCUGGCAGAGGCAUCGCAAGGAGCUGCAGGAUCUUCUUCCUCGUCGAAGCCGGGCGCUUCGGCCGUGAUCCGGGAAUUGUUCUCCAGUGGUGCUGAUGUUGAUCAUGCGGCUUGGUUUCGGCAGCUUGAUGAGGAUUAUAUUAAGCCGAAGCUACUGCUAGACCAGGGGUCUGGGCAUCGCCAUCAUAAGGGCCCGGGAGCUGUAUAA